CAGAAAGGGGAGAAGGUUUUUGUUUCUGCUGCUUCAGGAUCAGUUGGGAAUUUAGUUGGACAGUACGCUAAACUAUGUGGAUGUUAUGUCGUUGGCUCUGCUGGCUCCCAACAAAAGGUGAAGAUACUGCGAGAGAGGCUUGGUUUUGAUGAUGCCUUCAACUACAAACAAGAACCUGAUCUCAAUUCAGCUCUAAAAAGGUGUUUCCCAGAUGGAAUAGACAUAUAUUUUGACAAUGUGGGAGGUAGCAUGUUGGAAGCCGCAGUUGCCAACAUGAACUUACAUGGGAGAGUUGCCGUCUGUGGUGUAAUCUCCGAGUACACGGAUCCCGCAAAGCGGGGCGCACCCAACAUGCUAGACGUGAUUUAUAAAAGGAUCAAGAUCCAAGGGUUCCUUGCUGCUGAUUUCAUCAUGAUGAAAUCAUACACAGAUUUCCAUGCCAAGACUAGAGAGUAUCUCGAGAAUGGGAAGAUUUAGGUGCUUGAAGAUAUUUCCCACGGCAUUGAGAGCAUUCCCAUGGCAUUCAUCAGAAUUUUUCAUGGGGACAAUGUCGGAAAGAAGAUUGUUCAGAUUGCACCUGAGUAAGUCAUUGGAGUUGCUUCAAUUGUUCUUGAGAAGUGUGAUUUUAUUACUAACCACUGAAGUCCAAUGAAAAAAGGCUUUCAAUUGUUUAGCAGCCUUUAUAAAGAAUGAUUCAACUAAUAUUUCAAUGCACUUCCUCAGUCAAAUGUUUUACGGAGUAUUAUUUUAUAACUCAAGCUAUGUUCUAUAUAAUCCCC
Cuscuta europaea is the source of this 779-nucleotide messenger RNA. NCBI's taxonomy places the organism in Eukaryota, Viridiplantae, Streptophyta, Magnoliopsida, Solanales, Convolvulaceae. The record is from the annotation of a GenBank genome assembly.